Messenger RNA from Juglans microcarpa x Juglans regia, 1604 nucleotides. Its product is annotated as putative MO25-like protein At5g47540. The coding region runs from base 268 to 1305 and encodes 345 amino acids. The record is from RefSeq and is a predicted model, not a curated record. The transcript has 11 exons. Lineage: Eukaryota; Viridiplantae; Streptophyta; Magnoliopsida; Fagales; Juglandaceae. Gene Ontology annotation, molecular function: protein serine/threonine kinase activator activity. Gene Ontology annotation, biological process: intracellular signal transduction.
GUUCACGAAUAAUAAUAAUAAUAAUAAUAAUAAUUAAAAAUAAAUAAAAGAAAGAAGUAAAAAUCCCUUAUAUCUCUGUAAUCGCCAUCUUCGUCUGGGAAGCCAAAGCUGGGCACCAGCGAGAGAUCAGAAACCCAAGUAGAGAGACGGAGAUAGAGAGAGAUACACACAAGGGGAAACUGUGUGCCGAGUUCAUCAUUGGCUGCUUGAGGGAGGAUAGUUUAGCAGCGGAAGCGGAAGCACCUGCUUCCUUCGGAGAAGACGAAGAUGAAGGGCCUCUUCAAGUCUAAGCCUCGUACCCCUGCGGAAGUUGUCCGCCAGACCCGAGAUCUGCUUCUCUACGUCCAGCGCGGCAGCACCUCUGAUUCCCGUGAGAGUAAGCGCGAGGAGAAGGUGUUGGAGUUACGUAAAAAUAUCAGGGAGCUGAAGUCAAUUCUUUAUGGAAAUAGUGAAUCCGAGCCAGUUGCAGAAGCUUGUGCACAAUUGACUCAGGAGUUUUUCAAAGAGAACACACUACGGCUUCUGAUUUUGUGUCUUCCGAAGUUGAACUUGGAGGCUCGAAAAGAUGCCACUCAAGUUGUUGCAAAUUUGCAAAGGCAACAAGUUCAUUCAAGACUAAUUGCAUCUGAUUACUUGGAAGCAAACAUAGAUCUAAUGGAUAUUUUGGCAGAAGGUUAUGAAGACACGGACAUGGCAUUACACUAUGGUGCAAUGCUGAGGGAGUGCAUUCGUCACCAGAUUGUUGCAAGAUAUGUUUUGGAAUCUAAGCACAUGAAGAAGUUUUUUGAUUAUAUUCAACUUCCAAAUUUUGACAUUGCUGCAGAUGCUGCUGCAACAUUUAAGGAACUCCUGACGAGGCAUAAAUCGACUGUUGCUGAGUUUCUUUCAAAGAAUUAUGGCUGGUUCUUUGCAGAGUAUAACUCAAAGCUACUGGAAUCUGCUAAUUACAUCACCAGACGACAAGCGAUCAAGUUGUUGGGAGAUAUACUACUGGAUCGCUCAAAUUCAGCCACUAUGACUCGAUAUGUGAGCUCAAGAGACAACUUGAGGAUUCUUAUGAAUCUUCUCCGAGAGUCCAGCAAGAGCAUCCAGAUAGAAGCGUUUCAUGUGUUCAAGCUAUUUGCUGCUAAUCAAAACAAACCUCCGGACAUCAUCAGCAUACUCGUUGCAAACAAAAGCAAGCUUAUAAGGCUGUUUGCUGACUUCAAAACCGAUAAAGAGGAUGAAGAAUUUGAGGCUGACAAAGCUCAAGUUGUGAAAGAAAUUGCUUCUUUGGAACCUGUGGAAUCUAGAGACAACCCAUGAGGGAGCUUUGUUGUGUUUCGAAGUCGCCAGAGUUUCUCUUCCUUGACGCAAUUGUGAAUUUUAUAGUGUUAUAGCCCCCGGCAUUACAUGCUAUCAAAAACUGACGGGGGCCAUGUUUUCUAUUUAUAUUUCCCAUCCUUCAGUUCCUAAUGGUCCUGUUCUGUAAUCUAAAUACAUUUCUGUAAAAAGGUAGAUAAAUAAACCGAAGAAAUUAGUUUAAUGCUGUAUUCUGCCUGUUCAGAUAUUUGAAUAAUAGGGGGUCCUGCAAGGAUCCAUCAGCUUGAAAAUUGUCUGACAAA